Molecule: messenger RNA, 1412 nt
Organism: Hypanus sabinus (Atlantic stingray)
Lineage: Eukaryota; Metazoa; Chordata; Chondrichthyes; Myliobatiformes; Dasyatidae
Gene: tmem174
Product: transmembrane protein 174
Exons: 4
Coding region: 454-1107 (217 amino acids)
Source: RefSeq, a predicted model, not a curated record
GGUCAGGAAUUCGACAGAGAUGCGAACCAGACUUGACCAGUUGAGAGUGGUUUAAGAAGGUAGUCUGUGGCAUUCAAGGCCCUGUACGCUUCCCAGAUAUAAAUAAGUGCAAAAGAUCUUACUUGGUUCAUGCAAUAACAAGGUAUUGGUUGACCGUCGGUUUUGCACGUUCAACACGAGCCAUCUACAACUGAAGCAAGGUAACAGAACUGCUCCAAAGCCCUGCGAAGGUUCAGGCACAGCAGGAGUAAUACAUCAUUCUUGAGAAGCUGCUUUGCUGGAGAGAAACUGAAAACCGUUAGAGAACAGGAUUCUUCCCACUCCAGUUUGGAGUUUCAUUUCUAUCAGCUGCAAUUACCAUGACUGCCUUUUAGGGUUCAAUCAUGUGAUUGUGAUGGAGAUAUCUGCAGUAUAAUCCAAACAGCAACUGGACCCAUUUUAUGUAGCUUUGCAAUGGUAUUAAUCCUGUUCUCAAGAUCGAGGAGUCCGAAUAAUUUGCCACGACUGGAAUAUUCAGUUGACCGGCGCUCUUGUGGUGAACAGGAGGCUUCUGCUCAUUUCAUCAUCUUUGGUGUCCUGUUUUGUUUUAGUGGAAUGCUGCUCACUACCAUUGGAAUUUGGGUUGUCUCCUGCCCUGAGAGCACGGAUGGUCAAAGUUCCAACUUAACAAUCAAAGUUAACGAAAAUGAGAAAUGUAAACUCUUGUUUUUGCAAAUCAUGGGCCCAGCGGUAACAUUUGUUGGCAUUUGCUUUCUGUUGAUGGCUCAUGCCAAAAGGAAGGUAGCAUUAAGUGCUGCUGAAGAAAGUACAUCUACAAAUGAUCAGCAGCCUUAUGUGUUAGGACCAUGUCAAAUUGCAACAGAUAGCUCAGGGUUUGUUCUUCCACUACCACCGCCUUACUUCCCCAACCCACUGGUAAAUGAUGUCGAUCAUCCUGCAUCUAGAGAAGACCCUCCUUCUUAUUUCAAUGUCAUCUCCUGCAGAGCAGAAGAGCAGCAAGGUGAUUUACGAGGCACAUUGGGAGCUGAUGAAGUUCCUGAUAGCAUUCCACCGCCUUCAUAUGAUGAAAUCUUCCCUGUGGAAAACGAGGAUACUUCUGAACUUUAGCUUCACCAUGAUUCUAAAGCUGCAAUAAUGGGAUUUGAAUAUGUUUGUGGUUGUUUCUCAUGUACUCUAUUUUUCCAUUCGGUAUUGCUCAGUAUUUCUUGCCAGGUGCCAAGAGAAAUGAUUUGUUUAUAGCAUAGAGAGAAUUGGAAAUGAUUCUUUAGGAGCUGUUUUACCCUGGGAUUACUUUUCACACCUUGAUUAAUCGCAUAUUGCAGAAAAUAACAAAUCCCAAUGCCAGAUGUACACCAUUUCUGAAGUAAUUUUGUACUCAUUUGUUUGAAUGAAAAAUAAACAGUCUAUCAUAA